Molecule: messenger RNA, 3235 nt
Organism: Mugil cephalus (flathead mullet)
Lineage: Eukaryota; Metazoa; Chordata; Actinopteri; Mugiliformes; Mugilidae
Gene: maza
Product: myc-associated zinc finger protein
Exons: 8
Coding region: 992-2392 (466 amino acids)
Source: RefSeq, a predicted model, not a curated record
AGGAUAAAGAGCCUUGUUUUAGCUAAACCCGACACCAUUUUAGCUUACAGUUUGACGGACGCGGUCCGGGUCUCUGGCCGGUGAGAUUUUCUGUUUACCGGCGGCGGUGGAUUUUUUCACUUUAAAGCGUGGCGGGGGGAUUAACGAGCGAGCUGGUUCUAUAAAUGUCGGAUUUCAUUAUUUGUCGGCCUAUUGAGAAGAAGAGGCGGCGGCGGGGGCGAGACGAGCCGAGACGGGGUCCGCGAGGAGGGUGCAUACACAAAAUACUUUCCCUUUAAAGCAGCGGAGAGGGACAGAGGGGGAGAAGAAGAGAUAAAAAAAGAAAAGGAAGAAAGACAGAGAGGGAGGGAGGGAGAGGGAGAGAGAGAGGGCGAGAGAGGGAGCGAAUUUGAAAAAAAGAGAAAGAUGUCACCCUGUCGAUUGAAACGCCGAGGCGGAGCCACGGACCGCGGCCGAGCAGGAGCGCUCUAGUUAGGGGACGAGCUCUACGCGACGCCGAGGCUUGGAUCCCGACGCCGCGGCCUUUUUUUUUUAUUCGGAGCUAUCGCAAAAUAAACGAGUCCCGAGCUGCUGCUAUGAUUGUGACCGCUCAUCUUCUGUAUCAAAAUAAUCUCUAUUUUGCAUGCAAUUCACCAAAUUUUAUUACAGUAGACAUAAGCAGAUUAUAUUAAAAGUGCACCAUUAAAGAAAGCAUGACAACAACCAUUCUGUCGCAUUUACUAAAUUGUCAGUGCCUGUUUAUUGCCAACAGAUGAUUAACUCAUAACUAAUCACUAAUAAGUGUAGGUCGAUUUUUUUUUUUAGCUCAACAUCGUCCGGUGUCACCACAAUUUUUUAUUUUUUUUGCUUCUUCCAUGAAUUAAGCCGAGCAGGUAGAGCUGCGAUACAGGCCGCAGAUUGUGUUUUCAUAGCAGCACUCGGGGCUUUUCUCCUGGGCUCCGUGGCCCUCCUCCCUCCCCGCUUCGGUCCCGGGCCGCUUCUGUUUGUCAGGAUGGACACCUCCUGGAGCAAUUUCCUAUUUCAGACGCCGUCGACUCAGAGUCAACCUGAGACGCCGCUCCAGGCCGAGCUGCUGCCCGAGCUGACCAGCUCGGCCCAGAGUCCUCCAGCGGAGCACAUCGUGACGCCGCCGUCCACCGUCGACACCGCCGCCCUGAGCGAGGAGCCCCUACCUGUCAAACCCCUCCCCAAGCCGAGUCGGCCGGCCCACAUCUGCGCCACCUGCAACAAGGAGUUCAAGAACAGCUACAACCUGCGGCGGCACCAGUCGGUGCACACGGGCAUCAAGAUGAAGGACCGGGCGGCCCGGGAGAAGGAGGACGGGGCCAAGGGGGGGCGGGUGGAGAAGCAGACGGUGCCCCUGUCCCUCCUCCAUCUCACCCUGCCCCCGCAGCCCCAGCCGCCCCCUCCUCCCCCCGCCGCCGUCGCGCAGGAUGCCCUUCCCCAGCCCGGUCAGCACGGCAACCAGGAGACCCAGCCGGUCUCUGUGUCCAUCGCCCCGGCAACUGUAACCAUGGCCGCGCCUCCUCAGCCCAUCCAGACAGCUGUUGUUGUUGUGGGGUCUAUGGAGCAGAAUCCCAAUCCCAAUCCCAUUCCCAACACCAACCAGGUGAGGAAGAACCACGCCUGCGAGGCUUGCGGAAAAGCCUUCAGGGACGUCUACCACCUCAACCGACACCGACUGUCCCACUCGGACGAGAAGCCGUACUCCUGUCCCAUCUGCCAGCAGCGCUUCAAGAGGAAAGACAGAAUGAGUUACCACGUGCGUUCACACCAAGGCGGCGUGGAGAAACCCUACGUCUGUCCACACUGCGCCAAGGCCUUUUCUCGACCAGACCACCUCAACAGCCACGUCCGGCAGGUGCACUCCACAGAGAGACCGUUCAAGUGCACGACGUGCACGUCGGCGUUCGCCACGCGGGAUCGCCUCCGCGCUCAUCUGAUCCGCCACGAGGAGAAGGUGCCGUGCCACAUCUGCGGGAAGCUUCUGUCGGCCGCCUACAUCACCGACCACAUGAGGGUCCACAACCAGUCGCAGCACCACGCCUGCCACCUCUGCAACCGCAGCUUCACCACCCUCACGUACCUGCGCGUCCACGCUCAGAAGCACCACGGUCAGGAGUGGAAGGAGAGCGGCGGGGCGCGGGGGGGCUUCGGCGGGACGGGCGCCGGCGGGGUGCUGCUCUGCCAGCUGUGCGGGGUGCAGUGCAAGACGGCCACGCAGCUCCAGGGUCACAUGGGCACCCACACCAACCAGGGUGACCCGGGGCCCGACCCGACGAGCGCGGGGCCCGUCGGCACCACCAGCGUGGCCGUCACUGUGUCCAGCGCGAGCACGGUGGGACUGCUGGUUACUGACUGCUCCAGUAUCGCCCCGCAGCCCCACAGCUAGCACGCUGCGAGGGCGAGGGGAGGGAGCUGGGGGUGGGCGACGGGUGGGGUUCGGGGUUCGGGGGAUGGAGGCGCGGGGAGGUGGUGGGUGAGUCGAGGAAAAGGCGACGUGGAGGAGAGGACCGGACGACGGUCCAGAUGAUUUCUUCUCCGACUGCCUCACUGAUCAGGAGAAUCUGCCGUUUGAAGAUUUCAGGAGGACAGAGACCUUUUUGUUUUGUUCUGUGAAGCCCGACUGAUCCGACAGACACACAGCCGACUGUACAGAAGAGAGACAAUUAGGGAACUUCUGUUUGUUUAUUAAAGAGGAUAAUUAGUGUGUAUUUUUACUCACAUGGCUUAGCAGUUAGACAUGAACUCAUCGUUUUACUUUCCACCUGACUUGCACAGCCUCUCAUGAUUUUGUAAAGCCGCCGCUGUUUUUACACCAUUUAUAUUCCAUGAAAUCAGUGUUUGUUUCUAAUGAGACCUCAGUAACAUGACUUAUCUCAAUCCCUCCUAAUUUAUUGCAGAACAGUUUUGCCAGUUUGCCUUCAUCAGAUCCUUCAGAGCAGAGAAACUUACAGGAAACGUGUUUCAGAUGGGCCACCGUGUAGAUAAAGUUUAUACAGCUGAUAAAGGCAAACCCAUAGUUGUUUGUGAAUAUUCCCCAUGAACACUGAAUGUGCAUAACUUCUCUGCUUCAUGAUCUUUGUUCUUACUCUGGAUGCUGAUUUGUAACUCUUUGAACUUGCCAUGUAUUUGUAGCUACCUUGGUGACACAUUUUCUGUGGCUGUGCAGAUUGAUUGUACUUGAUGCAUAGUGCAUAGUUACUAUUACUGUAUUAAAAGGCAGUGAAAUGCA